CGGCGGGGAGAGCCGUGCAGAAGUUCCCCACGAUGUCCAGUGAUAGGCAGAGGUCAGACGAUGAAAGUCCAAGUACCAGCAGCGGUAGUUCAGAUGCUGAUCAGAGGGAUCCACCUGCACCUGAACCCGAAGAGCAAGAGGAAAGAAAACCCUCUGCCACUCAGCAGAAGAAGAACACCAAACUAUCCAGCAAAACUACUGCUAAGCUAUCUACUAGUGCUAAAAGAAUCCAGAAGGAGCUAGCUGAAAUAACCCUUGAUCCUCCUCCUAACUGCAGUGCCGGUCCUAAAGGAGAUAACAUUUAUGAAUGGAGAUCUACUAUACUUGGACCUCCAGGUUCUGUAUAUGAAGGAGGCGUUUUUUUCCUGGAUAUCACAUUUUCAUCUGACUAUCCAUUCAAGCCACCAAAGGUUACUUUCCGUACCAGAAUUUAUCACUGCAACAUCAACAGUCAGGGAGUCAUCUGUCUGGAUAUCCUGAAGGACAACUGGAGCCCUGCUUUGACUAUUUCCAAGGUUCUGCUGUCUAUUUGUUCUCUUCUGACAGACUGCAACCCAGCUGACCCUCUGGUUGGAAGCAUAGCCACUCAGUACCUGACCAACAGAGCAGAACAUGACAGGAUAGCCAGACAGUGGACCAAGAGAUAUGCAACAUAAAUGACAAACUACUUGUGCAGUGUGAAGGUGCAGAAGGCAACUUUGCAGUGUGCAACAAAUCUUUAUAGCCUUUACAAUACGGACUUCUGUGUAUAUGUUAUACUGAUUCUACUCUGCUUUUAUCCUUUUGAAGACUGGGAUACUGCCCCCCAAAAAGGUAAAUGCUAUCAAGAGUAGAAAUUUGUAGCUGUAGAUUAGUUAUGUUUAAAAUGCCUACUUGCAAGUCUUGCUUCUUUGGGAUAUCAAAAUGUAUUUUGUGAUGUACUAAGGAUACUGUUCCUGAAGUCAACCAAAUAUUAUAGUGCAUUUUAGCCUAAUUCAUUAUCUGUAUGAAGUUAUUAAAGGUAGCUGUAGAUUACUAGGAAUUAUGUCAUUUGUAUUAAACCCAGAUCUAUUUCCAAAAUGUGGUACAUGCUGUUGUGAAAACUGUUUUAACUUUUACCUUUGUCAGUUUGUAAUGAAAGGAUUUUCUUUUUCCCUUUGUAGCUCAGAGAGCACCCAGUGUAUCAUCUCAAACACAAUAAACAUGUUCCCCAA
This is a messenger RNA of Mesitornis unicolor (brown roatelo), 1193 nucleotides long. RefSeq names its product ubiquitin-conjugating enzyme E2E 3 (gene UBE2E3). Gene Ontology annotation, biological process: protein polyubiquitination. Gene Ontology annotation, molecular function: ubiquitin conjugating enzyme activity. Gene Ontology annotation, cellular component: nucleus. Lineage: Eukaryota; Metazoa; Chordata; Aves; Mesitornithiformes; Mesitornithidae. The record is from RefSeq and is a predicted model, not a curated record. The transcript is spliced from 6 exons. The coding region runs from base 33 to 656 and encodes 207 amino acids.